AUGAAAUCAAAGCCUCAUCCAACAACGGUACAGGAUGGUAAUGACCACGGCAAUCCACUCUUGCAUAACAAGCGAUCGGCGAACCGAGUAGAGAAGGAAAGAUCACCGUCCGGGUACCAAAAGAAUACUGCCAAUCACGCAAUAUACCCCAGGGUCCGUAUCGGCGAGUCCAUCAUCAGUGGCCCCAUUGAGCACAUGGUCAAGGCAUUUCCUAAAGCUCGGAGCAAUCCGCUCACGAUUUUUACAAGGAGUCUGGAUCAAAGCCCCGAGCGGAAUGAGAUAAGCGGAUGUCGGUUUCGGAAGGUAUUUUUUACCGACGAUACGGAAGUUUUGAAGCCCGAUGCAGCCUAUGAACGCCAGCGGUACGUUCGUUUGACUGUGUUCAUACCGAAAAAGGAUGAAACUCACCCAGACCCGAGGGUGUUUGUGGAACAAAAGGUUUACCGUGACCGUCAGGACCGGAUCGUCUUGCAUGAACUAGGCUUCGGGGGACGCAUCCAAGUAGGUGCCGAGUAUGUUUUUGCAGGGUGUGGAGAUGAGCACUUGGAAUGGGGGAAACGCGAUCUUCUGCUACAAGUCCAAUCGCUGGAUCAGGAUAUAUUUGAUAGCUACAUGCAACGCGCUAAGUACUACGGAUACGAUCACGCGUACUGCGUUUACGUGAAUAGACACAUGGUUUCGAAUGGGUUAAACCAUAAGCUACCGAUCGUGGACCAGAGGACAAGGUCACCUUCCAGUAUUUGCUUUGAGCCGGGUGAUCUUCAGACUCUGUUGAAGGCCAAGGGUGUCAUGCAAUCGAAUUGUGAAACGCCACCAACAAAAGAAAUCGAGCUUCUGAAAUUGCGUUUGCGGGGACUUGGGAGUUGUACGGAGGACGGCAUGGCUUCGGGUGACUUUCACAUUCGUAUCAUAUACAAGCCUUGA
Messenger RNA from Aspergillus caelatus, 924 nucleotides. RefSeq lists its product as uncharacterized. Lineage: Eukaryota; Fungi; Ascomycota; Eurotiomycetes; Eurotiales; Aspergillaceae. The transcript has 3 exons. The record is from RefSeq and is a predicted model, not a curated record. The coding region runs from base 1 to 924 and encodes 307 amino acids.